AUGUCCAAUUUUCGACCCUACAAAUACACACAAGAAGAACUCACAAUUAGCAAGAAAAUAAAGAUAGAGGAUCAAUAAAUUACUCUCCCUUUGACUGUGUUUUAAUAAUUGGUUGAGAAGGCAAAAGAAGAGAAUUAAAAAAAAGAAGAUACAAAAAAUCUCUUAAGAAAUUUUGGAAAUGCCCUAAAUAGAUUCAUAUUGCAUAAUGAAUAAGCCUUAAAAAUCAUUACAUAAUACAUUCCUGAAAGUAAUGUCUCUCAUUUCAAGAAAUGGGUUACAAAUUAAAAAUUAGAGAAUUUUGAACAAUUCAAAAGAAUCUGGACUGUGGAUGGAGACGUUUACAAAAAAAUAUUCUCAGAAUUAUCUUUCGAGUUUUAUUCAAAACAUGCGUAUUCCUAUGUGAUGCAUUCAUAAAUGAGAUCAGAAUCAACAAAAUUAACUCAUUUGAAAUAUAUUACUCGUUUUUUAGAAGGGAUUGUCUGCCCAGAAAGCUUCUAUUAUUUUAAAAAGUGA
Messenger RNA from Paramecium tetraurelia, 513 nucleotides. RefSeq lists its product as uncharacterized. NCBI's taxonomy places the organism in Eukaryota, Ciliophora, Oligohymenophorea, Peniculida, Parameciidae. The transcript has a single exon. The record is from RefSeq and is a predicted model, not a curated record.